AAUUGUUGUUGCCGUCAUGGCAGAACUAGCACACGAAGGAAGCUUUUUGCUUGAUGAUUUGGAAAGAAGUAUUGUGGAGAAUGCGGCUGCAUUGCCAAAUGUAGAGGAAGAGGUGAGAGGCAGAGGAAGAGGUCGUGCAAGGGGGAGAGGUAGAGUGGCAGACCAAGGGAUUGGCCAACAAGGAGGUCGUGCACAAAGAGGUUGUGGGCCUGUGGCAGCGGAAGUCGUGGUAGAGGAAUACGUCGUGGUAGGGGAGGUCAUGGAGGUUGAGGGCGUUUAA
Molecule: messenger RNA, 280 nt
Organism: Paramuricea clavata
Lineage: Eukaryota; Metazoa; Cnidaria; Anthozoa; Malacalcyonacea; Plexauridae
Source: the annotation of a GenBank genome assembly